UUGCGAUAGAGCUGAGGGGGGAGGGGAUGGGUAUUAGCAAGGGUUAUGAAGUAUGCAGGCAGGCCGUUAGUGAUUAUAAGGAGAGUUUUCCGCAAACGUGUGGAGACAAAAUGGCUAUUGAUCUGCUUUCCUUGUUAAGUUCAUGAAGUAUUAUUAACCAUGGGCUUCACGCAUCUUUCAAAUGCGCCCACCUUUCUAUAUGGGCCGGAAACACUACCAGCCUCUUAGAGAUUUUUAUUUUUACUUUUUGGGUUAGAGGUCGGGUGCUGCUGGUACUUUCGCCAUUGAUCCCGAUGGCCCGAGGAGCGGCGGCAUCCGGUAACUCCGGUGGCGGGGGAAAGCUUGCCGGAAGACGUGCCCACUCCAUACAUACACUUCUUGAAAAUCGAAAAAUUUUCUUCGCCGUCGCGUUGUUGCUCGCUGAUGCCGUCCUGGUUUUCCUAAUUGUUCACUAUGUCCCAUAUACUAAGAUUGAUUGGGAUGCUUACAUGUCCCAGGUUACUGGGUUUCUUGGAGGCGAAAGAGAUUACAGCAAAUUGAAAGGGGAUACAGGGCCUCUGGUAUAUCCAGCAGGUUUUCUGUAUAUAUACUCCGCUAUUCAGUAUAUCACCGGAGGUGAAGUAUACCCUGCGCAGGUCUUGUUUGGCAUUCUCUAUAUUGUGAAUCUUGGAAUGGUGCUCUUCAUAUACUUGAAGACUGAUGUGGUUCCUUGGUGGGCUCUAUGCUUGCUUUCCCUGUCAAAAAGAGUGCAUUCCAUCUUCGUGCUUCGUUUAUUCAAUGAUUGCUUUGCCACAACCCUUUUCCAUGCUGCAUUGAUUUCCUUCAUUCACCAAAAGUGGCAUAUGGGCUUAAUUAUUUUCAGUGGUGCCGUCUCAGUUAAGAUGAAUGUUCUCCUCUUUGCACCUCCAUUAUUCAUCCUCUUGCUGAAGGCUAUGGAUGUCUUUGGAGUGAUAACUUCUUUAGCAGGUGCGGCACUUCUGCAGAUUGUGCUGGCGCUACCUUUCUUAUUAUCACAUCCAAUUCCAUAUAUCUCAAGAGCUUUUAAUCUUGGACGUGUAUUCAUACAUUUUUGGUCUGUGAACUUUAAAUUUGUACCUGAACCAGUUUUCAUAUCUAAAGAACUUGCACUAUUUUUGCUGGCCACUCACCUGAUUCUGCUUGCAAUCUUUUGCCAUUAUAGAUGGUGCAGGCAUGAAGGGGGGUUGUUUUGCCUCAUACAUUCUAAACUUGCUCAAAUGAAGCUCAAGGUUGCCUAUUUGAGUUCUUUUCCUCUGAAUCAGCUGAAUAAGUCCAACACGAAUUUGAGGAUUCUAACUACAGAACAUAUCGUGACAACUAUGUUUGUUGGGAAUUUCAUUGGGAUUGUAUGCGCUCGUUCUCUACACUAUCAAUUUUAUUCUUGGUAUUUCUAUAGCCUACCAUAUUUAUUGUGGCGAACUCCGUUUCCUGUAUGGUUGAGGCUGGUCUUAUUUGCAGCUGUCGAAUUCUGUUGGAAUGUGUAUCCAUCUAACACUUAUUCAUCGCUACUGUUGCUCGCUGCUCACUUAGCCAUCUUAGGAGGUCUAUGGGCGAUGCCACCUGAAUAUCCCUACUCCGACUUCCCAAACGACAAAUCUCAUCUAGAAAAGAAAGCCAGCUAAGGAUGGCCGACUUAUGGCCUAUCUUCAAGAACCAUAUCUGUUUUCUCUUAAACUCAAAUGGCUGUAGCGUAUGGAAAGUAUACUUGAAUUUUUGUCUUCACAAUGUAAUCUCAAGACUCACCACAACUGGAGGAAUUGAUCGGCCGCUGCAAUUAUAGUUUGAACAUAUUUUCUGUGACGAAUUAUGUCAUUCCUAAA
Andrographis paniculata is the source of this 1838-nucleotide messenger RNA. Its product is annotated as dol-P-Man:Man(5)GlcNAc(2)-PP-Dol alpha-1,3-mannosyltransferase. NCBI's taxonomy places the organism in Eukaryota, Viridiplantae, Streptophyta, Magnoliopsida, Lamiales, Acanthaceae. The record is from RefSeq and is a predicted model, not a curated record. Gene Ontology annotation, cellular component: endoplasmic reticulum. The transcript has 14 exons. Gene Ontology annotation, molecular function: dol-P-Man:Man(5)GlcNAc(2)-PP-Dol alpha-1,3-mannosyltransferase activity. The coding region runs from base 294 to 1640 and encodes 448 amino acids.